AUGGGCGGCGCGCCGAAUGUGAAGAGGCCCGACACGAUCCCCGGCUGUUCAUUGAACGCUGCCGCCUCGGUAAAACUGUCUGCCAGGGGCUUCGCCACGGGCGCCGCCGCCGGCGCUUCGCGGCCAGCGGCCCGCUGGAGCUCCCGCUGCAACAGCUCGGGGCCAGUGGGCUUGUUCGCCAGGAGCUUCUGCGCCAUGCUCCCCACCUUGGCUUCGGCGGACGGCGCCGCCUGGACCGCGUCGCCCUGCUCGCGCUGCAGCCUCUGGAGGAAGAGCUCCCAGUGGAAGCUGUCGCUGGUCAGAUGA
This is a messenger RNA of Prorocentrum cordatum, 306 nucleotides long. The record is from the annotation of a GenBank genome assembly. Lineage: Eukaryota; Dinophyceae; Prorocentrales; Prorocentraceae.